CCAACACAACCCAACCGGUAUGGUGUACGUGAUCUCGGGGUAGUUUGAUGUCAAAAGAGUAGCCAUUUUAGAAAAUCAAAACAGUGAAAAUUCUGUGUGAGCGCGUGAAAGCGCACAAAACGGUGUUUGGCUGGUGAUGAACGCGCUAGAAAUGUUUUGAACGAAUGGAAAGCGUGUGCCGUGCAAGUCAAAAUGUGGCUGCGAAGCGAGACUAGAGAUCGUCGACUGCGUUCAAGUAGUACGCGAAGCGCGGUCAAGUUCAAACCAUCCCCACUCAAAGUGGCUAGCCAAAAAGCAAAAAAGAGUUCAUCCGUCGAACUCGUAGUGUCUUCGUCUCGGCGAUCCGUACCAUCAGCGGUGCCCAAAUGUCGACCAGAAGUGUCAACGACGAUUGCCGAACCUUCAUCUACCGUAGUUUCGCGGUGCCGGACCGCCGCUGCUACGCCCAAUAAUCCACCUGCAAGAAGCAUCGUUGCAAGGCGCGCGACAACAGUUGGAAAGCCGGUGCGGAAUAAUCGUCCCACUGCUGCUAGCGGUGAAGAAAGCCGAAAGUCGGCCAGUCGCGAAGAGAUUACAAUACCGGACGAUUGCAAAGAAAACUGCUGGCAGGAUAAUAACGAUCUCACUCUAUUCGAUGGUACCACUGUCAUCGAUCAGAAGCACUUCGAAGAUUCACCCACACACUCCAGCUGUUCUUCGCAGCAACUACCUGCAGGCAUUGUAUCCUCCAACAAUGACACGCCACCGCAUGUUGAUAAUGUGGCUGAUGUGAGCUUUUCCACCGAAUCCACCGAAUGUGGACUAUACGCUAGGAAAGUUGGAGACGAUCUCGGUUCGGCCGAGGAUGCGCUCAAUCAGUUCAGUAUCAUUUCGUACGACUCGAACAAAAACACUUUGUUGGGCCACUCGAUCGUUUUGCCACCGAUCAGCGUUGCGCAGGCAUCAGUAGGGGCACCUGCAUGCCUGGAAGGGCCGGGACAGCUCAACUCCAAGUGCAUCACCGAAUGCGAUAGUACAACGGCAGACCUCGGCACUGAGGCUGCGGGCGAAUGUGUAAGUAACGUUAAGGCUAUAGUAAACCCCAGCUGCUACGUGGAGGAGGAUACAAUCCUGCCGUCCACCUCGUCGGAGGGAAUCUUUCCAAAGUCAAGUGCAAUCAUAUCUUCUAACUCGCUGGAUAUCGUUGUGCCGGAAGUGGACUCAACCACGGACACGAUAUCACCGGAUACGUCUUCUGCUAAUCUAAUUGCUGGCGAUAUGAUCGCCUCGUUCCCGCUGACCGCUUCCUCCAUCGAUUUUGCCGGAUCGUCGAUGUCGUCGUCCUCGUCGUCCUCGUCGUCGUCGUCCUCAUCCUCGUCCUCGUCCUCUUCCUCCUCGUCGACAUCAUCGUCCUCGUCGUCGUCGUCAUCAACGUCUUGCAAUACGUCACUGGGUGCCUCCGUAUCUGCAGUAUCGAUGGGAGCCUCAUCGCUGUCGUCCAAUUUUCAACCAAUCGCGUAUAGCAACUGUUCGUCGCUCUCUGGCACAGGGUACGAGGAGCAGCCGCAAUCCAGCUAUUCUCCUAGUCAGACAGCCGCCGCCGUAGCGGUUGCUUCUGAUUUGAUUUCCAUGUUCGAUGAGGAACACUACAAAAAUGCCACUGAUCUCGGCCAGUACACGGACUUCUCUUACAAUGCUCUGCUUACCCAGGCCCUCCUGAGCUGUGGCGAUGCGGCUGCUGCUGCCGGGCUUAAUCUUAGCUGCGGUCAAUCAAGCACGGACAGCUUGAACGAUUCCGCCUUUUUCUCGUCGCUCAACACAACGGCCAUCGAGAAUCUGAAAGCUCUAACGUCGCUUUCGAGCAUGGGCCAUAACAUGGACGGAAUGAUGUUGGAUGAUGGGGUCAAUGCUUCGCCCAACAUCCACGGGACGACGGGAUACAUCACGGAAUACGGAGGAGGAGGAGGAGGAGUAGGAGGGGAGCAGCAGGACCAUCAACAGCAGCAGCAUCAUCUGCAACACCAACGAGCCCUGGAUGGAUCGGAGCAGGAAUCACUGAUCCACAACAUUGAGUGCAAUGAAUCAAUUCCCAUGUGCGGCGACGACACAGAGGCAGCUAUGCAGCUGGAGAAUAAUGAGUGCAUUGAAAUGGAUGAGUCGAACGAUGGACAGCAUGACGAUGCCGCAUAUAGAGCGUUCGACCCGUACUUAUUCAUCAAGCAUCUUCCUCCGUUGACUUGUGAAAUGCGUUCCAAGUGUCCCGCAUUGCCGCUAAAGACACGCUCCAGUCCAGAGUUCAGCCUGGUGCUCGAUCUAGACGAAACGCUGGUGCAUUGCAGUCUAAUGGAGCUUUCCGAUGCGAGCUUCAAGUUUCCGGUGCUAUUUCAAGAGUGCAAGUACACAGUGUUCGUUCGUACCAGACCGUACUUCCGCGAGUUUCUCGAGAGGGUAUCGCAAAUGUUCGAGGUGAUUCUCUUUACCGCCUCGAAGCGGGUCUAUGCCGAUAAGCUGCUCAAUCUGCUUGAUCCGGAUCGCCGACUCAUUAAAUACCGUUUGUUCCGCGAGCAUUGUGUCCUAGUCAACGGAAAUUACAUUAAAGAUUUGACUAUACUGGGCAGGGAUCUUUCCAAGACCAUCAUCAUUGAUAAUUCACCACAGGCAUUUGGAUACCAGCUGGAAAAUGGUAUACCAAUAGAGAGUUGGUUCGUCGAUCAGAGCGAUUCGGAGUUGAUGAAAAUUUUACCAUUUUUGGAACGGCUCGUUGAAAUGCGCGAAGAUGUUCGUCCUCACAUUCGUGAAAAGUUCCGACUCUUUUCUUUCCUACCGCCAGAUUAAACUUAAUUCGUAUCUAACGGCAAUACAUGUUGUUGACGGCAGCACCUUAGUUAAUCUCACAAUUUCAUCUAAUUAAGCACGUUUCACUCCAAUUGUAUUUAUGUCAGCUGUUUUUUUUCUGGACUAGCGUCGUCAAGUGAAGUGUACAGACAAAGCCACUUAAGUAAUAUUUAAUAGUUACGACGUUUAGUUUCAGUUAACUAUUCUCUUUUAUUAAGCAUACACAGAUACAAACAAGCCUGCGCGCAAGGAUGGUAGAAAUGUGCGCAAGACACUUGGUGCUUGUGUGUAUGUUAUUGAUGAUACAUUCAUGUUUAUGCGACACAAAAAUAGUAUGACAACAUAUGGAUACAAUGAUACCGUUUUGCACAAGCAUAUAGUUUAACUGACAGAUUUACUUAAGAAGGCAGACUGUGUAGACUGUGCUGCUAAACACAUUCAUGUUCAAAUCUUAAACAAAUCCACCAAUUAACUCCAUAAUCCCCAUACUCGAAACGACGAGAGAAGAUUAGAAAUGAAAUCGAUUUAAUGAAUAAUUGUAGCAAUAUGAGAACUUUAGAUGCUUAGCGUAAUGUCCAACUCUUGUCGUCGUUCAAGGAACGGAAUUAAUAUACAUACAGGCGAUGUAUGAUAAUUUUGCUUUUGCCAGAUCAGUGAAUGAGCCCGUUAUGGUGGCCUACUGCUGGUGCCUGCUGCUGCUUACAAGGCAGCAAGACAAACGAAUUGAUAAAUAUGAUAUAUAACGAUCAAGAACAAAUCAACAACCUGGGAUGCCAUAGCGAACAGAACAAAUUACGAAAAUAUCAGAUGCAUUACUAUUAACUAUACUGCUGAAAGAAUCACAUGAGCACAUGAAUUACACGUAUCUCAAUACACACACACACACAGUUUAAACUCACCUUAGUCUAAAUGUAAGAAAUGGAAAAUAAUAUUUAACGGAUGCGGUUGAAUGUCGUCUCGAUAAGUGAAGAAAAGCGAAAGCAGCGUAGAGAAGGGUAUUAGGAGUGCUUUAGUUAUACGAUGGAAUUCCUGGUUAAAUUUGAUCACUCACACACACACACAUACGUAGAGCAAAAACGUAGCAAGUUAAUAUUAUUACGAUCACCGUUUAUGAUGAUUGCGAUCAUGAUCGAUCGACAUUGUUAAUUGAAAAUGUUUCUUCCGUUUUCUUUGAAAUACUGUAAUAUCUAGCGUGUAACGAUAUACAUAUUUUUUUAUUUAUUAACUCAUGGAUAUGACGUCUGAAAUGUUUGUACAAAGAAUUACGGUAAAUGCCUCCGACCAAAUGGGUCGAGCAUGCAGUUGUUUUGUUGAGAUGAAAAAAAUAAGAAAUCAAAUAUGUAACAAUAAUUAAA
Anopheles gambiae (African malaria mosquito) is the source of this 4169-nucleotide messenger RNA. Its product is annotated as CTD small phosphatase-like protein 2. Lineage: Eukaryota; Metazoa; Arthropoda; Insecta; Diptera; Culicidae. Gene Ontology annotation, molecular function: phosphoprotein phosphatase activity. Bases 193 to 2814 code for a protein of 873 amino acids. The record is from RefSeq and is a predicted model, not a curated record. The transcript is spliced from 6 exons.